UUCUUCACCCCUUUGGGUUGAGGAAAGGGCAUAAAAAUGGAUACCAAAAGUGAAUAUUGCUGUUGCAAGAUCAUCAAGAACCACACAAAAAUCAAUGGCUUCAAAUGCAAAUGCAAUGAGUCCUUCAAACCUUCCUCCUCCUCCUCCUCGGGUGCCGGGGCGUUUCGAAGGAGACUAAACUCGAGUCGAGAUGAUGAAUCGAGACAGGAAAUAAUGGCUCUCUGGCCAUCGCCGUCUCCGAAGAGAAACCUCUCGUCUGCCUCCUCCGACGGUCGGCGGACGAAGCGUGCUCUCCUCUGUGGAGUGACCUACAAGAACUGGAAACAUAGGCUACAUGGGACUGUGAAUGAUGUUCUUAAUAUGCAAGAUUUGUUGAUCAAUCAUUUUGGAUAUUCCAAGCAAAACAUUCGUAUUCUUACAGAGGACGAAGCAAUGCCAGAGCGACUACCAACAAAGAAGAACAUCCAAAGCAGUCUAAAAUGGCUAGUGGAAGGUUGCACUGACGGCGAAAGCCUCGUAUUCUACUUCUCCGGCCAUGGAUUACGACAGCCAGAUUUCGAGAUGGACGAGCUCGAUGGCUACGACGAGACCAUAUGUCCUGUUGACUUCAUGGAGGAAGGGAUGAUAAGCGACAAUGAGAUCAAUGCCACCAUUGUUUCCCCUCUAAAGAAGGGUGUCGUCCUCCACGCCAUUGUCGAUGCCUGUCAUAGCGGAACAAUUCUCGAUCUCGCCUAUGUUUACGACCUCAACAGGGAUGAUUGGCUGGACAAUAGACCGCCGUCGGGAGCAAGGAAGGCGACUAGUGGUGGACUGGCAAUUUCUUUGAGUGCUUGUGGAGAUGAUCAAUUUGCUGCUGAUACUUCUAUAUUAACAGGAAAGUCAAUGAAUGGAGCAAUGACAUUCAUUAUGAUUCAUUUGGUCAAGACUUUUGCAAACUUGACGUACGGACGCUUGCUUGAGUACAUGCAAGAUGCUGUUCAAAGGGCCAACAAACAAGGCUGUUUCUCAUGUUCUUUUUUCAGAAAAUUGCUUCGAUAUAAACAAAUUCAGGAACCCCAACUCUCAUCAUCAGAGGUGUUCGAUGUACACAAGAAAAUAUUUACAUUGUAAUUGAAUUUCUUUUGGUGUUUCCUACUAAAUCUAAAUGUAAAUUCCAAAACAAUAAUUUGAAAUUGUUUAGAGAGAAAAGUUAACUCUCUCAAAGGUCAGAGUAUUUACUUUUUACAUUGUAACUGCAUUUCUUUCGGUUUUACUUUUUCUUUCCAAAUAAUGAGCACAAGUAACUAUCCCUUCAUCAAGUUGUGAAAGGAGAUGUUUAACUAA
Molecule: messenger RNA, 1323 nt
Organism: Benincasa hispida (wax gourd)
Lineage: Eukaryota; Viridiplantae; Streptophyta; Magnoliopsida; Cucurbitales; Cucurbitaceae
Product: metacaspase-1-like
Biological process (GO): proteolysis
Cellular component (GO): cytoplasm
Molecular function (GO): cysteine-type endopeptidase activity
Source: RefSeq, a predicted model, not a curated record